Messenger RNA from Telopea speciosissima, 2803 nucleotides. Its product is annotated as protein DEFECTIVE IN EXINE FORMATION 1. Lineage: Eukaryota; Viridiplantae; Streptophyta; Magnoliopsida; Proteales; Proteaceae. The coding region runs from base 100 to 2640 and encodes 846 amino acids. The transcript has 13 exons. The record is from RefSeq and is a predicted model, not a curated record. Gene Ontology annotation, molecular function: protein binding.
CAGAAUCAUUGUUUAAUUCUUUACCAGCUGUUCCUUUAACUUCUUCAGUUGGUUUCCUCAACUGAGAACGGCAGAGGUUCUUGUGUUGGCGAGGAUCCGAUGAAAACGACAAUUCUGCUGCUUUUUUUCCUUGUUUCUAUUUCUUUGAAUCUCAUUAACGGCGUAUCUGAUUCGCAGCCAGAUGAGACGAAGAAAAAUAAGUUUCGGGAACGAGAUGCAAGUGAUGAUGCCCUCGGAUAUCCUGUCAUAGACGAGGAUGCUUUGUUAAACACAAAAUGCCCUCGUAAUUUGGAACUAAGAUGGCAGACGGAAGUCAGCUCUAGCAUAUAUGCAACCCCUUUGAUUGCCGAUAUCAACAGUGAUGGGAAGCUCGACAUAGUGGUGCCAUCUUUUGUUCACUACUUGGAAGUGCUAGAGGGUUCUGAUGGAGAUAAAAUGCCAGGGUGGCCUGUCUUUCAUGAGUCAACCGUUCAUUCCACUCCUCUCCUAUUUGAUAUUGAUAAGGAUGGUGUAAGAGAAAUUGCUUUGGCUACCUACAAUGGUGAAGUGCUUUUUUUCAGAGUCUCAGGCUACUUGAUGACUGAAAAGCUGGAGGUACCUCGGCGGAAAGUUCGUAAAGACUGGUAUGUAGGCUUACAUACAGAUCCAGUGGACAGAUCCCAUCCAGAUGUUGAUGAUAAAUUGCUUAUUCAGGAGGCCACUGACAUGAAAUUAGCAUCUCAAACCAAUGGAGGUACACCUGGAUCAAACACCACCAUCCCUUUGACCAUGCAAGAUAAGCCGGGCUUCUCAGUGAAUAUGUCCCACCCAGAGAAUGAAGAGAAACUAAAUUCUACUCAGACACAAAUAGACAUUAAACUGCCAAGUGGAAUGGGUAAUUCAUCUGGAGAUGCUGAAUCAACAGGCACCAUGAAAACAGAGAAUGUGACAGUUUCAAGGAGGCUUCUUCAAGUUACUGAUUCAAAGGGACAGGAGAGUGGCUCCGAAUCGAAAGCUUCUGAUGGGGAUGUGAAGGGUGCAACUGUUGAAAAUGAUGCAGCUCUGGAAGCAGAUGCUGAUUCGUCUUUUGAGUUAUUCCGCGAUAAUGAUGAGCUAGCUGAUGAGUACAACUACGACUAUGAUGAUUAUGUUGAUGAUUCCAUGUGGGGAGAUGAGGAGUGGACUGAACAGAACCAUGAGAAAAUAGAGGAUUAUGUGGAUGUUGACUCACACAUCCUAUGCACUCCAGUUAUAGCGGAUAUUGACAAUGAUGGGAUAUCUGAGAUGGUUGUUGCAGUAUCGUACUUCUUUGAUCAUGAGUACUAUGACAACCCGGUGCAUUUAAAGGAAUUGGGUGGUAUAGAUAUUGGUAAAUAUGUGGCCAGUUCUAUUGUGGUUUUCAAUCUUGAUACAAAGCAAGUUAAGUGGACAGCAUCACUAGAUCUUAGUACUGACGCUGGAAGCUUCCGUGCACACAUAUAUUCUUCCCCCACUGUGGUUGAUUUGGAUGGGGACGGGAAUUUGGAUAUUCUUGUUGGAACUUCCUAUGGCUUGUUUUAUGUUCUGGAUCAUCAUGGUAAGGUGAGAGAAAAGUUUCCUCUUCAGAUGGCUGAAAUUCAGGGAUCUGUAGUCGCUGCUGACAUCAAUGAUGAUGGAAAGAUUGAACUGGUGACAACUGAUACACAUGGAAAUGUUGCUGCAUGGACUGCACAGGGGGAAGAAAUUUGGGAAGUGCAUGUGAAGAGUCUCAUUCCACAGGGCCCAACAAUUGGUGAUGUUGAUGGGGAUGGUCGCACAGAUGUUGUGGUUCCAACAAUAUCAGGGAAUAUAUAUGUUCUUAGUGGCAAGGAUGGUUCUUAUGUCCGUCCGUAUCCCUAUCGUACUCAUGGAAGAGUAAUGAAUCAAGUUCUUCUGGUUGAUCUAAAUAAGCAUGGGGAGAAACAGAAGGGGCUAACUAUUAUUACGACAUCAUUUGAUGGUUAUCUGUACCUAAUUGAUGGACCCACAUCAUGUGCAGAUGUUGUUGAUAUUGGCGAGACCUCAUAUAGUAUGGUCUUGGCGGACAAUGUUGAUGGUGGAGAUGAUCUUGAUCUCAUUGUUACUACCAUGAAUGGCAACGUCUUCUGCUUUUCUACUCCUGCUCCACAUCACCCCCUCAAGACAUGGAGAUCACCUUACCAGGGAAGGAACAACUUUGCAAACCGACACAACCGUGAAGGGAUCUAUGUUUUGCCUUCAUCGAGAGCUUUCCGUGAUGAGGAAGGUAAGAACUUCUGGACGGAGAUUGAGAUUGUUGACAGAUACAGAGUUCCAUCAGGGUCUCAAGCACCUUAUAACGUCACUACUACUUUAUUGGUUCCGGGGAACUAUCAAGGAGACAGGCGGAUAACAAGUAACCAGGUUUUCGAUCGCCCAGGCAAAUAUCGAAUAAAGCUUCCAGCAGUAGCUGUACGGACUACAGGGACUGUUUUGGUGGAGAUGGUUGACAAGAAUGGACUCCAUUUCUCAGAUGAAUUCUCCCUCACCUUCCAUAUGCAUUACUACAAACUACUGAAGUGGCUUCUGGUCCUUCCAAUGCUUGGGAUGUUUGGCGUGCUGGUUAUCCUUCGUCCACAGGAAGCCAUGCCAUUGCCUUCAUUCUCACGGAAUACUGACUUGUGAUGAUUCACCCUCAUCUGACACUCAGUUGGGGAUUCUGAGUCCUGGGGCUCUGAAGACAUCACCUUGGUGAAAUGCCUGAACUAGCGCAUUGGAGUUUCCAAAUCCACAGUACAGAUCUCCCAACAAAGUUGAACAGAUUCAAAUUCGCCCGCAUCUCAAGCUG